GGGCGCCGCUGCGGUGAGGUGUCGGUGGGGAGAGCAGAGGACGGAGGCUGCGGGGUCACGGAUGCUGGAGGAAAUUUAGCUCUCCAGAAAUAACGAAAGGCGGCUAAGUUUUGUUCAGAAUGCACCCAUAAUCCACCGACUUCAUCCGCGGAGGGGGGGACACAUCUGACCUUCUGAAAUAAGCUUUGCCAUUUUCUAUUCCUGGAGAGCUUGAUGCGCCUGUAUUUGCCAAGAUGAUCGGGAGAGGAUUGUUCAUUUUGACAGCAUUAACCAGCUGCGUUCUGUCAUUGCCAGUGACUUCAAGUCACUUGGAGAAUGAAGACGUCAAGGUGAUGAAAUGCAUCGUGGAGGCGCUGACAGACGUGUUAUCAAGGCCACACUCCUUGCCCAUCAGUCAGGACUGUCUGGUCAAAAUGAAAACAGAUGACAGGCUUGUUACUAUCCUUCGCCAUCAUAACUUUCUGAAGGAGCUGCAGCACAUCGCUGUUCAAGGUGACCAAGAGCGUGCUGAGCUGCAAGGUGACACUGUGGUCUCGGAUCACGUGACCCAUAUUCCUCAAACCACAGAUCCAGUUCCGGAUCAAUCUAUGCUGGAUGCUUUGGGUGGACCGGGUGAAAGAUCUAUCCUGGACCAGAAGCGGAAGACAGGGAAUGAAGAUGGAGGGGAAGAAGAAGAGGAGAGAAUGAAUUAUGAGGAGUCACAGGAGCGCGGUGAGAGAGAGAGAGGUGGGACGGAGGAAGAGAAGAGGGAAAAAGGCUCCAUGACUAACUGGGGUGAGGGCAAAGCUGAAAAGAGGGAGGAAGGAGAAGAUGAAGAAAGGCGAGCAAACUCAGAGGAGACAGCUGAGGAGGGAUAUGAGGAGGAAAACAUGACUAAGGAAAAGAAAGGUGAUGAAUCUGAUGAAGAGAGAGAUGCACCUCAAGCCAAAUCAGAGGAGACAAAAUUCCCUAAAGAAAAUAAGGAAGAAAGUGGGGAGGGGCUGGAGAAGAAGCGCUCGCCAUUUUUCUCACACGAUGACACACAAGAGGAGAGGGAACAAGAGGAGGAUGAAGGGGAGAUGAAGAGAGGGAGUAGAGAUAGCCUGAAGCGAUGGAGCAAGAGGGCCAAGAGCUUGCCGGCAAAGAAGAGAGCGGGAGAAAAGGAGGUGCAGCCGCUCGGCGGGGAGCAGGAAGUGCCUCAUCACUCCAAGGAGGCGGUGGCCGAGGAGGAGGACAAGAGCAGAGGAGAAACACGGAGGAGUCCGGAGGAGAAGGAGCUGCAGAUGAUCGCUCGCAGGACGCCUGAGGAGAGGAGGGUGAUGGAGGAGGAGGGCAGCGCUAGCCGAAAGCCAGAGGAGCCAGAGAUUGAGAGUCUGGCAGCCAUCGAGUCGGAGCUUGAAAGCGUUGCCCAGAAACUCCACGAGCUGAGGCGAGGCUGAGAAGAGACCGAUACACAGAUGACACCACAACCUCUUCUGCCUCCUCCUCCUCCUCCUCCUCCUCCUCCUCCUCCUCUUCCUCCUCCUCCUCCUCUUUACCAGCUGCCUCUGUUUUCCACGGACAGUGUGUGAAUAUGAGAAAAGGUUUUAUUUCUUGAGGAAGCCCGCUCGCGCCACACUGCUGUGCAGCCUCCCUUGCAACAUUUUGUCGCUCACGUACAUUAGCAUAGAUGCACACUGCAGCUAGACAUGCAUACUAACAAGCAGACACACACACAUGUUCUCUGCACUCAUAUGUAACAUGCACAACACAUGUAUGCGCGCGCACACACACAAACACCGCAAUGGGACUACUUCUCUGAUCCUAAAGGGUAACAACUUGUUUUCCUUCCUUUCCUCCCCCUCUCUCUCCCUCUCUCUGCUUUAGUGUAAUAAUGUAUCUUGCCUGCUUUUCAAAUAAUUUUAGCACUGCACAUUGACGUAUGUGAAAAGUAAAGGCAGUUACCAUUAUAUACCAACUGAAAAGGCGGGGUUGUACAGUAAUUUCAUGUAAACAUGUACAAAGCUACUGACUCUUUCUGGGAUAGCUCUGCUUGAUUAUUAUAAGAUAUACUUGAAAUUGAUCAAGCCACGGCAAUAAGUGGACAUUUUUAAUAGACAAAUGGCUGGAUUGUAAUCUAAACCUGUGUGGAAUUUAUGUAAGAAAACAAAUAAAUUGGUUAGUUAAUCUGAACAUUUUCAUCUGAUAAAUCUUUUGGGGCCUCUAAAGUCUAAUUAAUAUUAGCACAAUGACAUGCAAUAAACUCGACGUACCAACAUUG
This is a messenger RNA of Myripristis murdjan (pinecone soldierfish), 2239 nucleotides long. RefSeq names its product chromogranin A (gene chga). Bases 234 to 1418 code for a protein of 394 amino acids. Gene Ontology annotation, cellular component: chromaffin granule. The record is from RefSeq and is a predicted model, not a curated record. The transcript has 8 exons. Gene Ontology annotation, biological process: negative regulation of insulin secretion; defense response to bacterium; negative regulation of catecholamine secretion. NCBI's taxonomy places the organism in Eukaryota, Metazoa, Chordata, Actinopteri, Holocentriformes, Holocentridae.